AUGUCUAAUUUAUUGAAAACUGCUCUAGUCACAGGUGCUGCACAAGGUAUUGGGAAAUCAAUCGCUUUACAAUUAGCAAAAGACGGUUAUCAAGUUGCCAUUACAGAUUUACCAUUUCAAAAGGAGAAAGCCCUUGAAACUGUUAAAUUGAUUGAAAAAAUUGGUUCAAAUUCAAUCUUUAUACCAACUGAUUCAAGUAAAAGAGAUCAAGUGUUCCAAGCUGUUGAUACAACUUUUAAUAAAUUGGGUGGAUUCAAUACAAUUAUUAAUAAUGCAGGAAUUGCACAAAUCUCUCCAAUUGUGGAUAUUCAACCUGAUGAAUUAUCAAAAAUUUCUGAUAUUAAUAUAGGUGGAACAAUUUGGGGGAUACAAGCUGCUGUUAAAAAAUUUGAAGAAUUAAAUCAACCAGGAAAAAUCAUUAAUGCAGGUUCAAUUGCAUCUCAUCAAGGGUUUGGAGUCUUGGGUUUAUAUUCUGCUUCAAAAUUCGCUGUAAGAGCUAUAACUCAAGCUGCUGCUAAAGAAUUAGCUUCAAGACAAAUCACAGUGAAUGCUUAUUGUCCUGGUAUCGUAUUAACUCCAAUGUGGGAUUUAAUUGAUGCUAAAAUGGGUGAAUAUACUGGUGUACCAAAAGGUGAAACUUUGAAAAAAUAUAUUGAAGGGAUUGCAUUAGGUAGAGGUGAAGAACCACAAGAUGUUGCUAAUUUGGUUAGUUUUUUGGCUAGUGAAAAGGCAAAUUAUAUUACUGGUCAAUCUUAUUUAGUUGAUGGUGGAUUAGUUUAUAAUUGA
This is a messenger RNA of Hansenula anomala, 786 nucleotides long. RefSeq lists its product as uncharacterized. Gene Ontology annotation, biological process: acetoin catabolic process. Bases 1 to 786 code for a protein of 261 amino acids. The transcript has a single exon. Gene Ontology annotation, molecular function: acetoin dehydrogenase (NAD+) activity. The record is from RefSeq and is a predicted model, not a curated record. NCBI's taxonomy places the organism in Eukaryota, Fungi, Ascomycota, Saccharomycetes, Phaffomycetales, Wickerhamomycetaceae.